AUGGAAACACAGAAUGGAACAGUGCUGAGUGAAUUCAUCCUCAUGGGAAUCACAGACCGCCCUGAGAUGCAGGCUCCACUGUUUGGGCUCUUCCUCAUCAUCUACAUGGUCUCCGUGGUGGGCAACUUGGGCAUGGUCAUCCUCACUAAGGUGGACUCCAGGCUGCAGACACCCAUGUACUUCUUUCUCAGGCACCUGGCUUUCAAUGAUCUUGGUUAUUCAACAACCGUGGGCCCCAAAAUGUUAGUAAAUUUUGUGGCGGAUCAAAAUGAAAUCUCCUAUUACUUUUGUGCUACACAGCUCACUUUCUUUCUUGUGUUCAUUAUUACUGAGCUUUUCAUUCUGGCAGCAAUGUCCUAUGACCGCUACGUGGCCAUCUGUAACCCUCUGCUUUACCCAGUGGUCAUGUCGCAAAGGGUCUGCUUUCUGCUAGUUUCCCUUACAUACCUCUAUAGCUUUUCCACAUCGAUUGUGACUUCCUUUUCUAUAUUCUCAAUGGCUUAUUGCUCUCUCAAUGUAAUCAAUCAUUUUUACUGUGAUAUUGCCCCUCUCUUAGCCCUGUCCUGCUCUGACACAUCCUUCCCAGAAACAGUAGUAUUCAUAUCUGCAUCUACAAACUUGAUGUUUUCCAUAACUGUAGUUGUAGCAUCUUAUUUCAACAUCAUUUUGUCCAUUCUAAGGAUACGUUCAUCAGAAGGAAGGAAAAGAGCCUUCUCCACAUGUGCUUCACAUAUGACCGCUGUUUCAGUUUUCUAUGGAACUCUGCUUUUCAUGUAUUUACAGCCUCGAAAUAACCAUUCAUUAGAAACUGAUAAAAUGGCUUCAGUGUUUUAUACGCUGGUGAUUCCCAUGCUGAACCCCAUGAUCUACAGCCUGAGGAACAAGGACGUGAAGGCUGCCUUGAAGAGAUUUCUGACAAAUUCUUUAACACAAACCUUUUUAAUUCUAAAAAAGAGAAAGAACAAAUAA
Molecule: messenger RNA, 969 nt
Organism: Rangifer tarandus platyrhynchus (Svalbard reindeer)
Lineage: Eukaryota; Metazoa; Chordata; Mammalia; Artiodactyla; Cervidae
Source: the annotation of a GenBank genome assembly